GAGGGACGGAGAGAGCCAGAGACAGAGAGAAACACACAAAGAGGAAGAGAGGGCGAUAGAGGGAGGGCGGAGAGACAGAGCAGACACACAGAGACCCUCAGCCUGGGAAGCGGGGACAGGCAGAGGCACCUAGACAGCGGGCGAGUCCGAGGCCCGCUGUUGCCGCGGCGCCCCGAGCAGCGCGGGGGAGCCGAGCUGGGACCGCAGCCCGGGACCCCGAGUCGCGCGUCCCCAGCCCCGCCGACCAGAUCGCCCGCCAUGGACCCCAAGGACCGCAAGAAGAUCCAGUUCUCCGUGCCCGCGCCCCCCAGCCAGCUCGACCCCCGUCAGGUGGAGAUGAUCCGGCGCCGGAGACCAACCCCUGCCAUGCUGUUCCGGCUCUCAGAGCACUCCUCUCCAGAGGAGGAGGCCUCCCCCCACCAGAGAGCUUCAGGAGAGGGGCACCACCUCAAGUCGAAGAGACCCAACCCCUGUGCCUACACGCCCCCUUCACUUAAAGCCGUGCAGCGCAUUGCCGAGUCUCACCUGCAGUCCAUCAGCAACCUGAACGAGAACCAGGCCUCGGAGGAAGAGGAUGAGCUGGGGGAGCUGCGGGAGCUGGGCUACCCGAGGGAAGACGAGGAGGAGGACUAUGAUGAUGAAGAGGAGGAGGAGGAGGAGGAGGACAGCCAGGCUGAAGUCCUGAAGGGCAGCAGGGGGUUUGCUGGGCAAAAGACAGCUUGUGGGCAGGGUCUGGAGGGGCCCUGGGAGCAUCCACCCCCUCUGGAUAAGCCCCAGAGAGAUGGAAGCUCUGAGGACCAAGUGGAAGACCGGGCACUAACUGAGCUCCAAGAGGUGCCACAGGGUCCUGCCCACCCUGAGCCUGGCACUUAGGCAUCCAGCCCUGCAUCUCCCAGAUGGAAGUGGAGGGGGCAUCGCUGUUCCCCAGAAACCCACUCUGUCCCCACCUUAUUUUGUACCCUUCCCCUCACUCGCUAGGGCUGUGGCUUCUGACUUCUAGAAGACUAAGGCUGAUCUGUGUUUGCUUGUUUGCCCACCUUUGGCUGAUGCCCGGAUUCCCUGGGCACUUGCUGCCUGAUGCCUACCCCUGCCAGCCAUUCCCCCUUUCACCCAGUGGGAAGUGGGAUUUGAGAAAGCUUGCUUUGGAAAAGCCAGUAUAAACAGGAGACAAAGUUUCCUCCUUCAAAUUCUACUCCCCAGACCCUCUCCCCUGGGCACAGGAAACCCACAGGGCAGGACCCUAAGAUCUGGGGAAAGGGGGUACUGAGAAUCUGCAGGUGCCCUUAGAUCCUUCUCCAUCCCCUUCCCCAUGGGGGAUUCCAAGUUACCUCCGCUCUCACUGGCUCCUGCCAGGGCCCAGGAUUCAGGAAUCCUUCUCCACAGCCUUAACAUUUCGGAAAUCUUCCCCUUUAUCACUCCUGCUCCCCAGCCUGGGUGCCUGGACGAUGGUCAGGCAGAGGCUGCUGUGUUGCGUUUUGUUUGUGCUUUGAUGCCAGGAAUGCCACCUAGUAUAUGUCCUUAGCGGGGCACAUGGUGGAGGAGCCCAGGUUCUCCUGGUGCUCCAGCUGCUCUGCCCCCUUCCCCUCUUCUCUGACUCCAGGCCUGAACCGCUCUGUGCUGUAAUAAAUCUUUGUAAAUAGUU
Manis javanica (Malayan pangolin) is the source of this 1642-nucleotide messenger RNA. It is a transcript of the gene PPP1R1B, whose product is annotated as protein phosphatase 1 regulatory inhibitor subunit 1B. Gene Ontology annotation, biological process: intracellular signal transduction. The record is from RefSeq and is a predicted model, not a curated record. Gene Ontology annotation, molecular function: protein phosphatase inhibitor activity. NCBI's taxonomy places the organism in Eukaryota, Metazoa, Chordata, Mammalia, Pholidota, Manidae. Gene Ontology annotation, cellular component: cytoplasm.